AUGGUUGCUUACUUUCUUGGUUCAAUUCAGUUCUUUUUUUUGUCAAAAUCUGUGCAGCUGAAUUUGUUGAUAAACCUUUACAGGGAUGCUGAGAUGAAGCAAGAUGAGAAUGGAAUAUUUGUUGGGCCAUGCCACCACCUCCCCCUCUUGUCACCGAGGGCUGAAUCAUCUAAUGAAGCUGAGUGUUUUGAAGAGGUCACUGGAAUUAUGGGAGUGGAGUCGGAUAAUCCUUAUGAUAUUGUGGGAGUGAAUCACAAGAUGCCUGCUGCUAAUAUUAAGAAGAGGUAUUGGAAACUCUCACUUAUCUGCAAGAUCCAAAUAAGACGAGAGUUAUUGAGAGUGAAGACAUAUUAUGCACUUAUGCAGCCUCUUAUUGAGUCUUAUCUUGUUUUAUUUAUAGGUUUGGCUAUGGAAGGGGAUGACGUGUUGCUUGCAGAGUUGGAAGUGAAAGCUCCACCCAAACGAGAUGAAUGGAUGACAACCUUACCUCCUGAGAGAAAGCGUGGUGGCAUGCCUACGCACACUACAAACUUCAGUAGAACUGCUAAAGAAGGGCGCGGCGAUACCAGUGCUUGGACAGACACCCCUUCAGGCCAUGCUCAGAAGGCGAAGACUAAUUACUUAGAAGCCUAUAAUGUGGCAGCGGCACUUGCUUCUAAUGACAAAGAUAGGAAAACCUCUGACAUUGAUGCUGCUUUGAUAGACCAAUAUAAUAAAGCCAAAAGAUCGAAGACCUUGGCACAGAAGCAUCAAGAAGUGUCUCAGAAAAGUCGUUCAAAAAAGAAAUCAAAGCUGAUGCAGAAACAGGAGGGGGGAGAAUGGGUGGGUAAUCACCCCUGGAAACCUUGGGUCCGAGAGAAAGAUCUCUCAGCUGGACGGCAGGAUGUAAGUCUUGACGCUGAGGAUAUGAAACAGGGUUUGUCUAUUAAGUUUUCGUCUGGGUCCUUCCAGAGGUGCUUCCUUUGA
Chenopodium quinoa (quinoa) is the source of this 966-nucleotide messenger RNA. RefSeq lists its product as uncharacterized. The transcript has 8 exons. Bases 1 to 966 code for a protein of 321 amino acids. The record is from RefSeq and is a predicted model, not a curated record. NCBI's taxonomy places the organism in Eukaryota, Viridiplantae, Streptophyta, Magnoliopsida, Caryophyllales, Amaranthaceae.